This is a messenger RNA of Tremella mesenterica DSM 1558, 4724 nucleotides long. RefSeq lists its product as uncharacterized. NCBI's taxonomy places the organism in Eukaryota, Fungi, Basidiomycota, Tremellomycetes, Tremellales, Tremellaceae. Gene Ontology annotation, biological process: positive regulation of establishment of bipolar cell polarity regulating cell shape. Bases 339 to 4724 code for a protein of 1461 amino acids. Gene Ontology annotation, molecular function: protein binding. The transcript has 3 exons. The record is from RefSeq and is a predicted model, not a curated record. Gene Ontology annotation, cellular component: plasma membrane of growing cell tip.
CCUUUCCUGUCUUUACUCUUUCCAUAUACCUAAUCAGUAGUAGUCAUACCACAUACACACUGACACAUCACAACAUCCUACGAAACAGCUUCGACGUGACCAGAAAGAAAACGAAAAACAUUCACCCCAACAAGGAUCUCUUACUCUCACACCGCUUUUCAACAACUUGACCACAACAUCCCCCGUUCUUGUUACACUGCAUCAUGCUCAUUGACUUUUUCCCUCUUUCGACAUAGUGAAUCUUCCGACUGGCUCUCACAUUUCCCCUAUCGUUCCUUUUCGACCUUUCGACAGUUGUCCAAGUCCCUCUACUUCGACCGUCCGAAGCACCAUCCAUCAUGCGGAGAAAAUUACCACUCAUUCCCUUCCAUCUCCUCUCCUUACCCCUUGCCAUGGCAGCCACCUCCGCCCCAUCAACCCUACCCCAGGUCGAUUUCUCUCGUAUGGGGACCGUUGGUCUCAGUGGUGCAUUCGAUGGACUGGACUGGUGGUCAUCUUCUUCCCCUUUCGCUUCUUCCUCAUCCUCAUCUUCUUCCAUUUCUUUUUCAACCACCGGCGACACGCUCUUCACUACUUCCAGUGACGGAACAUAUCAACCAUUAGGAAGCACAAAUCCGGGAGGUGUCAUCAAUGCCGUCUGUUGGGCAAACUCAUCCUCCAACGGUACAUUGUAUAUAGGAGGAUCCUUCACAUCCAUAUCUUCCACAACUUCCGCCAACAUCAUCACUUAUGACCUAUCCUCUUCUUCCUUUCACAUCAUAUCUCCCGGAUUAUCAGGUCCCGUCCAGUCACUCUAUUGCGACAAUGCUCAUGGACAAGUGUGGGUUGGCGGAGAAUUCACAGGUCCAUCGGGAGGAGGGAACAAUGUCGCUUUAUGGUCUACCGGAUCGUCAACUUGGACAGCUGUCCCUUUUCAGGGUUUGAAUGGUGCAGUCGAAAGCAUACAACCCAGUGCCAACGGUUCAAGUAUCUAUUUCGGCGGCGCGUUCACAACCACUUUCCAAUCGAAUACCACAACAAAUUCCACAACCAAUACAACUUCGAUACAAUCGGCUCCGAAUGGAACAUGGACCACUGGUAAUUCUGGAUACCUAACUCCUGUCACUAUGCCCGCUGUGUCGUCUUCAGCCGGUGGACUCACAAUCACUGCUGGUCCCUCGACCGACCAAUCGCAGUAUUCCGAUCCUACCGUCUUGCUGUGCCCCGGCUCAGGUACUUGGUUGGCUCAGGACAACACAAUUUCCAAUGUUGAUGUCCUUGGGAAUAGUUACUGGCGGGCGUCAGGGGUUCGACUUACCAACGCCCUUAUCCAAAAUCGAGGCGCAACUGGCUUCUGCGUGACUGCUUUACCCGACAAUGUUCAGCUCAAUAUGACGUACACUGAUCCCGUGACCGGCCAGACAAAUACAUGUUGGGAUCAUUGUCCUCUGUAUACCAACUCGUCCAUCUCAGGUCAAGAUUUCCUCUUCACCGCCGGAGUGCAAAACAUGACAGGUCUUCAGAUGCAGCUUAAAACGUGGAUCGGAGAUGGAGCGGGACUAAGCAGCGUUCAGGUGUUAUCGGAUGCAGGAGCGUUCGCCUCUGCCGCGACUGCCGGAAAUACCGGUUCAUGCUCCACUCAAAAGUCAUCCGACGUUCAGACGACGGGCAAUUGGUCGACUGAAAGCGUCGUGACCAACAUUCCUGCCACGACCGCGUACUACCUCUCCACUACCGUCGCCGUGGGAGAUUCUGACCGUCCUUCCGUCACUUUCUACCCUUACAUCUCCGCCGCUGGUUACUACGACGUUUACAUGCUCAUCCCGGGAUGUACCAACACUGAACAUUGUGAAGGUCGGACAUCCGUCGACAUCGAAGUCUUCCCUAUGGCCAAUGGUCUCGGAUGGACUAGCACGAUAUCAGAGCAAGUCACUGAUGACGCUAAAGCUCUAGUGUACUCAGGUUGGAUGGAUGCGACGAGUUCUAGCUUUAAUCCAACUGUCAUCCUCGCUCUCGCAGCAAGUCCCGAUGCUCCCAGUAGCGGCAGCACGUAUUAUAUCGUCGCGGAGGCUGUGGAGUUGCGACUCACGGGUGUCAGCGGGGCCAACGGGACUACUCUGGCAGGGGGCACUACUUCUGGGAGCCCUACGGUCAGCUCGAGCAUGAAUACGACACAAAUGACCGGUUCAUCGAUACAAGUGGCAUUUGGGGUAUACGAAUACGUCCGUACCACAUCCACCUUGAACGCAGCAUCUUCACUAUCCAACACUACCGAAACGGCGUUGACUCAACUCGGCUUCGGUUUGAUUGCCGCCAAGAACGCGUCCACCUCGAGCACCUCAUUCACCGUCAACACAUUCGUCACGUCCGAUACGAUGAUAUAUGUUGGAGGGGAAUUUUCAGCUUCAUCCAACUACUCGAAUGUCAUCUCUGUUGAUACGACUACGGGCAAAGCGACUGAGCUCGCAUCGCAAGGUCUGAACGGACCGGUGUACACCUCGGCAAUCAUCGGCGGCUACAUCUUCUUCGGGGGUGACUUCACCUCCACCGUCACAGGCGGAGUGACCUUGAACAAUUUAGCUCGAUACGAUCCGAAAGCACAAGCUUGGGCUGCAAUUGGCGGAGGUGUGAAUGGAGUGGUCACUACGUUACUUCCAUCUCCCACCAGUUCCUCUCAGUUGAUAGUGGUAGGAAACUUUUCUCAAGUGACUGCAGGCGAUGGCUCGGUGUCACAGACGGGAGGAUACGCCACUUGGGACACUUCUUCUUCCUCUUGGUCUAACUCGGGUGUGAUUUUCGGCAAUCUCACCACCAUCGGUAGCUCGUCAAACCAAAUCUACCUGGCUGGGAAGGUCUCUGGAUAUACACAAAAUGGGGCAAACGGUAUCGCCACAUUGUCCACCGAUUCAGAUGGUUCGGCUCAAAUAUCUUCACUUCCCGGCGCUACCUUCUCCACGACAGGCUCUGCGUCCAGUCCGUCAACUCGGCGAAGAUCAUUUUCGGAAUCCGUUCGACGUUCCGUCACGGCUCAGCUGCAAGCGCUUGAGGCUCGAUUGACCGGCCAAACCUCCCACCUACUCACUUCACGAGCUUCGACGGCGCCCACCAUUGCUCAAUCCCCAGCUGUCGCUCCCGCCGUUCUCAGUGGUACUUUCUGGACCAACUCGUCUGCUUCUGGUAAACCCACGGUUUACAUCCUCGGCGGCAACUUCUCAUCGACCACCUCAUCUCCCGUCAAAGGUGUGGGAUUCUACUCAGACGACCAGCUUUCCGGCCCUUCACCUCCUGUCAGUGGACUCGUCCAGGCUGUCGACGUGGUCAAUAACGUCUUGUAUGUUGGCGGGAACGGAGUCUCGGUUUCUGGUGCCGGCUCUACCAUUCUUGCCUAUGACCUUCAGAAGGGACAAUGGUCGCCCAACUCUAUCCCUUCUUUGAAUCCUGCUUCUGGAGGAAACGUCUCGGUCAAUGCUAUCAGUCAACGAUUGAAAACCAACACGGUGGUGGCUGCUGGACAAUUCGCAACCGCCGGAUCCCUCAAUUGCGCUGCCGUGUGUUUAUGGGAUAUCGGAAGUGGACGAUGGAACACUCCUGGGACUGGUCUACAAUCUGGCGAAGUCAAAUCGAUCGAUUUUGUCGGUAAUCAACUGGAGAUUUUGGUUGUGGGAGGAUCAUUCGUCAUGUCUACUGGGACUGUCGCUUAUGCCGCUACGUAUUCAUUCGACAAUUCCACAUGGACCACUCUUGAUGGACUACCAGGACCUGUUUUAGCCAUAGCCUCCGAUGAUCGAAACGGAAGUAAUAUUUUUGCUUCUGGUUAUUCCACUUCCGACUCUACUCCUUAUUUACAAAGGUGGGACGGAUCAUCCUGGACGUCUCAAAAUUCUACACUCUUACCUGGAAGUAUCGUUCAACAACUAGCUUUCGUCCCUAUGACCUCUGAACAUUCAGGACAAGGUAGCAUUGAAAAAGAUCGAAUGUUGAUGAUUUCCGGUUCUCUCAUCUUACAAAAUCAAGGCAACGUCAGUUCCGCUUUAUUCGACGGGACCAAUUGGUAUCCCUAUCUAAUAGGAACUACAAGUACUGGAUCAUUAGGAAGUAUCUCUAAAUUAUUUUGGUCAUCCGAUUCUUUUUCUUUCAACAUCCAUCAUUAUCUAUCUAGGGGUUUAGUGGUACUCGUCGCUAUCGCAAUAGCUACAGGUCUUAUUCUACUUCUUAUAUUACUUUACGUAUUAGAUACUCAAGUAUACGAAAAACGUUACUUGAAUCGAAAUGAACCUGAAGCUGUCAGAGUCAAUAAAGAAGCUUUACAACCAUAUUGGGAUAAUACACCAAAUUCAAGUAAUGUCGAUCAACUUCCACAAUCGAAAAAUAAUCAAGUUGGAAUGGCAGGUUAUAUGGCAAGUGUUCAUGCUGCUUUAAGAGCUUCUUUAGGAGUUAGAGAAGUUCAACAUGAUGAUAUGACCGGUAUGAUAGAAGAUCGUAGAAGAUCAGAUGAAGAUGGUGAUAGUGAAGAAAGUGAAGAUUGGAGAGAAACUACAAUGAGAUAUGAUUUUGAAGCGGAUGGUAAUCAUCCUGGAGAAUUGAGUAUGAAACAAGGACAAAGGGUUGAGAUUAAUGAGAGGUUAGAUAGUAGUGAAUGGUGGUAUGCUAGGGAUCCACAUACGGGUAAAGAAGGAAUAGUACCUCAAUCGUAUGGUGAGUUUUUACUUUUACUCUCGUUUCCCUUUCUACCAAGACACUCCUGA